Saccharomyces mikatae IFO 1815 is the source of this 1701-nucleotide messenger RNA. RefSeq names its product kleisin alpha (gene MCD1). Gene Ontology annotation, molecular function: chromatin binding; protein binding. Bases 1 to 1701 code for a protein of 566 amino acids. NCBI's taxonomy places the organism in Eukaryota, Fungi, Ascomycota, Saccharomycetes, Saccharomycetales, Saccharomycetaceae. Gene Ontology annotation, cellular component: cohesin complex; synaptonemal complex. The record is from RefSeq and is a predicted model, not a curated record. The transcript has a single exon. Gene Ontology annotation, biological process: replication-born double-strand break repair via sister chromatid exchange; mitotic sister chromatid cohesion; synaptonemal complex assembly.
AUGGCUACAGAAAAUUCACAACGUCUUACCGUAUUAAAACUUGCCACCAAUAAAGGCCCAUUGGCUCAAAUAUGGCUUGCUUCAAAUAUGUCCAACAUACCGAGAGGUUCCAUUAUUCAAACUCACAUUGCUGAAUCAGCGAAAGAAAUUGCAAAAGCUUCUGGUUGUGACGACGAGUCACGAGAAAUUGAACACAUUACUCUUCGGACAUCAGCCGAAUUACUACAAGGUAUUGUACGUGUAUAUUCUAAACAAGCCACUUUCCUACUCACAGACAUAAAGGAUACGUUAACAAAAAUCAGCAUGCUAUUUAAAACGAAUCAGAGGAUGAAUGCCACAGUAAGCAGAUUGAAUACUAUCACAAGGGUCCAUCAAUUGAUGUUGGAAGACGCUGUCACAGAAAGAGAAGUUUUAGUUACACCGGGGUUAGAGUUUUUGGAUGAUACUACCAUACCAGCAGGUUUAAUGGCACAGGAGAAUUCAAUGGAAAGGAAAGUUCAAGGUGCUACUCCUUGGGACACAUCACUUGAAGUUGGUAGAAGGUUCAGUCCUGACGAAGAUUUUGGGCAUAAUAGUAUAUCUGGUAUGGACCUUGAUUUUGACAUCGAAGAAGGUCCGAUAAUCUCAAAAUCUUGGGAAGAAGGGACAAGACAAAGCUCGCACAAUUUUGGUUCACACGAAAAUUUUAUACAAGAUGAUGAUUUCCCCCUUGAUGAUGCUGGAGCCGUUGAUUGGGACUUAGGUAUCACUGAAAAAAAUGGCGAGAGCAGCGAUGGUGAUGAUAAUUCUAUUGAACAAGGAAGAAAGGUUGCUGAGUCAAUUAUAUCCGAGGAACCCACAGAUUUCGGAUUUAAUUUGGACAUAGAAAAAGAAAUACCCAUGAAUGAUGAGGAUGUGACAGCCGAUGUGUCCACAGUAUCACUAUUAAAGCAAACUGGCAUAAGAAGAAACUCUCAAAUACUCAAUACCAAGAAUAUUCAAAUUGAUGAGGAAACAGAAAAUUCGGAAAGUUUAACUUCCUCCUACACAUACAAAGAGGAAAGACUCAAAAAUCCAAUCGCUACUCAACGCCUCAACUUCACAACUAAAAGAUUAUGGAGUGAGAUAACUGAAAGUAUGUCUUAUUUGCCGGAUUCAAUUUUCAAGAAUUUCUUAUCCUAUGACUCUUCGAAGAAAAGAAAAAUACAAAAUAAUCCAGAGGAGCCAGUUGACGAACCUGAACUAAACGUAUCAUUUAAUCUCAGUGAUGAUCUGAUUAGCAACGCGGGUACCAACGAUGGUUCUUUCAAUGAAAUGACUGAUAUUUUGUCCGACUUUGAGCCAAUUGACGCUGUUCUGAAUGAAACUUCAUUUCCUGGAGAAGAUGUUACAAGGACAAAGACAGCAAGCGAAGAUACUACUAUUCAAGCUCAAAAGAUCCGCCUUGCUUCUGGUGAGGUGGCUUCUAAAGCUAUUGUUCAAAUGGCGGAGAUUUUAAGAAAGGAAAUAACCGAAGAAAAAGAAGUGAUAUUUACAGAUGUAUUGAAAAGCCAGGCAAAUACAGAUUUGCAAAGUAUUACUAAAAGAGAAGCUAGUAAGGGGUUCUUCGAUAUUCUAUCUCUUGCUACAGAGGGAUGCAUUGAUUUGAGCCAAACAGAAACAUUUGGCAGUAUUAAAAUAGACGCCAAACCUGCCCUAUUUGAAAAGUUCAUUACCGGUUAA